Pelecanus crispus (Dalmatian pelican) is the source of this 936-nucleotide messenger RNA. RefSeq names its product sulfotransferase family 6B member 1 (gene SULT6B1). The record is from RefSeq and is a predicted model, not a curated record. Lineage: Eukaryota; Metazoa; Chordata; Aves; Pelecaniformes; Pelecanidae. Gene Ontology annotation, molecular function: sulfotransferase activity.
UUUCACACCCCAGAGGAGGUAAACAUGGCUGAGGAUAAAAAAGCCUUUGCUGAAGAGAGCGAUAAAGCGUUGGCAAAGUCUGAAGGGCUCACUUUGAAGGAUGUGCUGUUCUCCUACUGGGGGACCCCGUAUCCUGUCACAGUGUGCAGUGUGGAAACGUUUCAAGCCCUGGAGAACCUGGAAGCCAGAAGAGAUGAUACGGUGCUGGUGUCCUACCCCAAAUGCGGUGUGAACUGGCUUAUCCAGAUUUUAUGUGAUUUGAUAUUUACAGCUAUUCAGAGUAAACCUGUAAGCACAGAACUACCUUUUAUUGAAUGUGGAGAUCCAGAUAAAUAUCAGAGGAGGAAGCAGAUUCCAUCUCCAAGGAUUUUGGCAACGCAUCUGAAUUAUGAUUGCCUUCCCAAGUCUAUUUUCAAGAACAAAGCCAAGAUACUAGUACUGUUUCGAAACCCUAAAGAUACAGCUGUUUCAUUUUUCCAUUUCCACAACAAUGUGCCAAGUGUCCCCAGUUACAGCUCCUGGGAUGAGUUCUUCUCAGAGUUCUUGAAUGGGAAAGUCAGCUGGGGAUCCUAUUUUGAUCAUGCAGUCACCUGGAACAAACACAUUGAGGAUGACAAUACUAUGAUCAUAAUAUGUGAAGACCUGAAAGAGAACCUGACUGCUAGUAUAAAGCAGAUAGCUGAAUUCUUUGGAUUCUCCCCAACGGCAGAGCAGAUCCAGUCCAUUGCAGACAGGGCCACUUUCCAGGCAGUGAAGGAUAAGGCACAGGAGACUCAUGGUGCUGUUGGCUCAAUUCUUUUCUGCAAAGGUGUUGUUGGAGACUGGAAAAAUCUUUUCACUGAGGCUCAGAACCAGGAAAUGGAUGAAUUCAAAGUGUGCUUAGAAGGAACUAAGCUGGGAGUGAAGUUAAAAUAUGAUGUGUACUGCAAGGCCUGA